Molecule: messenger RNA, 5201 nt
Organism: Polyodon spathula (Mississippi paddlefish)
Lineage: Eukaryota; Metazoa; Chordata; Actinopteri; Acipenseriformes; Polyodontidae
Gene: ihha
Product: Indian hedgehog signaling molecule a
Exons: 3
Coding region: 1674-2903 (409 amino acids)
Biological process (GO): regulation of gene expression; multicellular organism development; cell-cell signaling
Molecular function (GO): patched binding; calcium ion binding
Source: RefSeq, a predicted model, not a curated record
UCCUUGGUCUAACGUUUGGUUGAAACUUGUGCUUAAUAAUGGAAUGCAUUAGUCUACCAUAUACAUGCGGUACGGUACACUGAAGAAGGCACUACCAAAACGUUUGUCUACUUGACUUACCGUUAUCGUACACUCAAACGUCCUAUGGAUAGGUGUUUUCGUAUGAAAGCGAGGCGUAUUUUCUUCUACAUACCGGUAGUACAAGCGACACUAACCAGUUCACACACACACACACACACACACACACGCAUACACGAAUGUGUUAAAUAUCUGCAAAGUGUACUGUAGGAUAAACUGGGGGAUUUAAACUUUUAUCUGCCAAAAUGCGGAGCUAUAUUUUCUGUGUUAAAAUUACAACAUCGAAACGAUAACCACGUUAUUAAGUCACUGCAUGUAGACUGUAUAGAAGCAGGUGGCACUGUCGUCCCUGUAUGAGCAGAGAAUACAGGUGCUUUCGGUAUUAAAGACGACUAAACAUCCAUUGGACAUACAUGGGAAAAUUAUCAGCGGUGAGGUAGGUUGGUGGUGAAUGCAGCAUCCCCUAUGCAUGUUUAAUACGGUAAAAUAAUACUAAAUAAAAGGAAACAUAAUAAGCGUGGUAAAACACAUGCAAGCGAAUCACACCUAACAGCAAAGCAUAGAAGGUCACGUUUAAAAAAAAAAAAAAAUAUUGCAAAAUCACUUGAACUUUUAUUGUGGUUUCAUUUAUCAGAUAUGUCACAGGUUACUUAUUUUUUCUACUCGGCAGUUGGUGCACUAGAGCCAUUUAAUUCAGCUUGUAUUACCAGAAAGGUAGGCUAUAGAUGCUGCACAACAGGUGCACAUUUAACCAAGUCGAAUCUAACAAUAUUGAAAUUGACUGGCAGAUUGGGGAAGUUACUGGUUAUCCCCCAAAAAACAUUUGGGCAUGUAGUUCAUUGUUUCAAAUAAAACAGACGUUCAUGUGUUCUGUGGAAAGGAACUUCAAUAAGGACUCGGCAUUGCUUUAAAAAAAAAAAAAAAAUAGCUGUCUACGUGGUCAGCUACAUGGUAACGGGGCAUCUUGUUGACAUUGCCAGUCUGAUAAGGAUUACAAUACCAGGGGGAGCUGACCGGGAGGAGUGGUGGGCAAUAAAUGCGAAGCACAGCCUGCCCCAUAGUGACCCGAUGGGACGAGAGGUAGGCUGGGACAGAAAGGCAGGGCUGACAGGGUGCGGUCUCAAGCGGCUUCUGUUCCCGGAUCUGUUCAAUUUCCAUUUCAAGCUUGAGCCGUGCGCCACAGGGACGCAUUCAGAGCAACCAGAGCGCAAACCACUGCGAACACCCUCUGACCGCUGCCCAAAGACACAGAGUGGACAUUGGUAGCGAGGAACCGGCUUUGAACCCAUGUGCCAAAACAAACGGACUUCCCUAUUUAUUCAUACCCCUGUCCUCUGGUUGCAGAUCGUGCUUGACAGCUUCAAGGGAGAGAGUAAGGACGCCACCUGCUCUUUAAACGAAACCGGCACUACUGCGCUCUCGGGACGGGGACUCCUUUGCGCAUUGGGGAUGGCGAGGGUUGAGGACCCCGCGAUCCGAUUUUAAGGGUCUCUCCCCCCACCUCCCCAUACCCCGUGGGGGAGAGAAGGAGAAAAACGGGGAAACGGGGAGCAGUUUCACCCUUCCGAUCAAUCAGAUCGCCCACCUGGGGUGGAAUGAGGCUGCCUGUGCUGCUGGGGCUGUUCAGCGGCUGCGCCCUGAUCCUUGUCCCGGCCUCCGAGGGCUGCGGGCCGGGCAGGGGAUACGGCAAGAGACGGCACCCCAGGAAACUCACUCCACUCGCUUAUAAGCAGUUCAGCCCCAACGUAGCAGAGAAAACUCUCGGCGCCAGCGGCAGGUACGAGGGUAAAAUCACCAGGAAUUCCGAGCGGUUUAAAGAGCUAACUCCUAACUACAAUCCUGACAUAAUCUUCAAAGACGAGGAAAAUACAGGUGCUGACCGACUAAUGACCCAGCGCUGCAAGGACAAGCUGAACUCGCUGGCGAUCUCGGUGAUGAACCAGUGGCCCGGAGUGAAGCUGCGGGUAACGGAGGGCUGGGACGAGGACGGACAUCACUCCGAGGAGUCUCUCCACUACGAGGGACGCGCUGUGGACAUCACCACCUCCGACCGCGAUCGCAGCAAGUAUGGCAUGCUGGCCAGGCUGGCUGUGGAGGCAGGCUUUGACUGGGUGUACUACGAGUCCAAGGCACAUGUGCACUGCUCUGUGAAGUCAGAGCACUCGGUGGCUGCCAAGACGGGGGGCUGCUUUCCUGGGAAGGCCUGGACGAGGCUGGAGGACGGCAGCCGGAGGUCAGUGCAGGAUCUCCAGCCAGGAGACCGGGUCUUGGCCGCUACAGAGGAGGGUCAGGCAAUCUACAGCGAGUUCCUCACCUUCCUGGACCGGGAGCCCAGCACCAGGAAGCUCUUCUAUGUCAUCAAGACCCAGGAGGAACCGCAAAGGAGCCUGGUCCUCACGGCUGCCCAUUUACUCUUUGUGGCCAGCAACUGCUCCGGCUAUCAAUCGACUGGUUUCCGUACCAUAUACGCCAGCGCCGCGCAGCCGGGGCAGUGCACAAUGGUGUCGAUGGGGGGCUCGAGUCUGCGGCCGGUUCACAUCGCCUCGGUUCACACACAGCAGGACUCUGGGGCCUUCGCUCCACUCACCCGCCAAGGAACGCUUGUGGUGAAUGAUGUGCUCACCUCCUGCUUUGCCGCCUUCGACAAUCACGGCUGGGCGCAGUGGGCGUUCGGGCCGCUGAGGCUUUAUUACAGCCUGACCAGGCAGAGCAGCGUUCAGGAGGAAGGGCUGCACUGGUACUCACGCCUUCUCUACAGGCUGGGAACUCUGUUGCUGGACCCUGGGCACUUUCACCCUUGGGGGAUUGCCGAGACAGAAAGAUGAAGGGUGGUGCAAAGGGAAGGGGAGGGCAACAUGCCUCUUUUCCUCAUCCAUGGCACCUUAAGAACUUCCCGUUUAUUUAUAUCCCAUAAACAUGCUUUACAAACCAGCUCAGCAAGGACUUCUCAAGAUACUCAACACCAAUCACACCCCCCAGUGAUGCUGGGGAUGGAUCACACACAAUUUCAACAAGACAAGCAGAUCCCAAAAAAGAAGAAACAGUUGAAGAUUAAAUAACGAACAAACUACCUUAACCAUUGUGUAUUUGAUUAUAUUUUGGAUACAUUUGGAAUAUAUGAUUUUGGCCCUGCUGUAUAUAAAAUAUGUAAGGGAUAUAUGCAGUUUGUGUUUGGAAUAUAUUGAAAAUGUAUCAGAGUGCUUGUUUAAUGAAUUAUAUCAAGCUCGAUAUAUGUGAACCCUUUCUCCAUUGUUUAUGAAAAUGAUAAGUACUACUUCGUCCAUUCUAGAUGCUCUUCUAAUUUGUCUCUAUUUUUAAAUCCCUGAAUGAAUUUGGGAUCUGUUCUGGUUUGGUAUUGCCUUUGUCUUCCAACUGUAACUGCAUUACCUUGAACUGUAGCCAAUAAUAUUUAAAGGAAUAGCUGCACACAUGCAAACCUGCUUUUCACUUCACUGGCUUUGUGCACAUUGCAGAUAGCAAUCCAUAAUGACAACCAAAGUUUCUGCAAGACACUGUGCAAGGGUGGCUAAGGAGCUUUUUACUUGUGUUUUUUUUUUUUAAAGAAAGAGCAGUUUCUUUAGUAACCAUGAAGUACACCGGCUCCUAUGCCCUGGGUUCUAUAUCCUUAAUGUCAAUGCACUUCUCUAGAAAGACCCUGUUUACCUGUAGGGACCACAGAUUCCUGGCCGCAAAGUCAGUUGCUAUUGUCCUUGCGCCCUACCCAUAAUGCUUACGUAUUUAUUCCAAGCUAACGUUUCUCAUAACCGUUGAUUCCAUGUGAUAUUUUCACAUAUGGUGGAUGGGUUAUUACAUAGUGUAAUCUGGUAGCUAGGUUUGUCUUAAAUAAAACCACUUUCUACUAGAAUGGAAGUUUCUUUAGCUUCCCCUCAGUUUGUCUCUCACAUGCUAGUCAGGGAACUCACUUUAAAGCGAUUGAACAAACCAUCUUUACUCCUCCUCUCUCACUUGUAUAGCAUCACAAACAAACCAAGACUUCAGAGACUUUCAAAUAAGCAAAAUAUAGUUUUAUCCCAGAUGUUCCCAAAUGCAAUGUGCAUUGCAUUGCACUGAAACACACUGUCAUGAUACAAAGGAUUUUAAAGCUACAUUUCUAAUGACACAUACAUGCAUAAAAUAUGACACAUACAUGCAUAUACAUCUGUAUUUUAUGGAGACUGGCAAUGGGUGUAGCAAGGACUUGCACAUCAAAAACCUAAACAGAUACUAAGAAACGUCAAUAAACGUCCAUGUUUGACAGAGUAUAAUCCAAACGGAAUAACACAACUUCAGCCCACAAGACCUCAUACUUGUACUAAACAAAGCUGGACAAACCUUUGUUACAGUCUUUUUUAAAUUACUGAAAAGCUAGAAUUCAGGUAGACGAGCUUUUUGCUUCAUCAAGGUUAAUUGGCUUAAAUAUGUAUUACUCAUUGAGGCCUCUGUUUAGAGAGAAGUCCAUAACUCAGCGUCAGGCAUUCAGAUGGUUUGAUGUGCUGGAUAAAACAAAUAAAUUGUUCAGUAUUAGAGGGACUGAACAUAUGGAUAUAGUCAUUCCAACAGAUAUGACAAAGAGCAAUUGAGGACCCUGCAGGCUGUAGUAGCGGGCUUUAUGAGGGUAGCACUGGAAUUACAUGUGUGGUAAUCCAAUACCUGCAAGUUCUGAAGGCCAGGUGACUAGAUUUUUUUGACUAUCCUGUGGAGUCCUGUAUGUAUAAGUCUGAAUAUGGGCCUGAGUGAUGUCUUUUAACAUUUGAAACAGUAUGAAAGUCACUUCUGUUUGUAUUUCACAACAUCACAUAGCUUUACUUUUAUUUCAUAGAUCUGCUCCUGAAUACCACAGAUGUCCUGUGUGCGCAAUUUCCAUGCACACUGCCACACAUGCCACUCAAUUGAUUGAUGUCUUUGAAAUGGAAACAGCCUUUGUUUUACUUUGAGUGUGAGUGACCCCUUGUUAGUGUGAGUGGAGGUUAAGUGUGGGUAACUCAGUAAUGGUAGAAGUGAUUUUGAUUUUUUUUUACCGUUAUCACAGAUCGUUUGACACAAGCCUGAUGUAACAUAUACAACACUGUCCAAAAUGUUUAUUUUAUUUAAAGUUAUGUGUGGGUAUUUACACAUGUAUAUCA